AUGCAAUUGCUCAAGGCUAUCCUCAUGCUUGGGGCCGCGACGCUGACGGCGGCCCAAAACAACACGAUCCGCGUCAACAGCACCUCCAUUGCGCCGCCUAUCAGAACACCUGUUCCUGUCAAACCCUUAAUUCCCACCAACGUGACAAUUCCUGGUGGUCUGCCCGGAAAGCCUGGGUACAAAAACGGAACUGUGGUCGUGAUCGUCAAGUCCUACACAACCUGGUGCCCUGGGCCCACGGUCGUCGUUGUCAAGGACAAAACGUACACCGCUACGGGGCCUACCAUGCUUACCAUCACGAACUGCCCUUGCACUUUCACGAAGCCACCAAAGAUACAGCCGACUCCAGCUCUUCCACCAGUUGUCCAGCCGACGCCUCCGAGUCCGACAUAUGUCUCCCAGAAUCCCGUUGCUCCCCCUGUGGUUCCACCCCCUGUGGUUCCACCCCCUGUGGUUCCUCCACCAGCCGUCAUUCCUCCGGCCGUCGUCCCUCCGGCUAUCCCUCCUCCGGCUAUCCCUCCUCCGGCUAUCCCUCCUCCAGCCGUCCCUCCUCCAGCCAUCCCUCCUCCAGCCGUCCCUCCUCCAGCAAUUCCCCCUCCAGAAAUCCCUCCUCCGGUGGUCCCCCCUCCAGUCGUUCCUCCUCCGGCCGUUCCUAUACCCGCCUCAACCUCUGGUGCAGGACCUGUGGCCCCGCCAGCAUCUGAUACCGGGAAGAGUCCUGUAUCCCCGCGGCCAACGUAUGUUCAGUCUGAUGCUUCUGAGAGAAACGUUGGAAUCCUGGCUGGUGCUAUGAUAGUCAUGGUCUCGUUUUUCUUUACAGUCAUGUUGUAG
Diaporthe citri is the source of this 831-nucleotide messenger RNA. RefSeq lists its product as uncharacterized. Lineage: Eukaryota; Fungi; Ascomycota; Sordariomycetes; Diaporthales; Diaporthaceae. The record is from RefSeq and is a predicted model, not a curated record. The transcript is spliced from 2 exons. The coding region runs from base 1 to 831 and encodes 276 amino acids.